AUGGCCGCCGCGAUGGUUAGUUCGGCCGGUGGGUUACUGGCAAUGCUCAACGAACCUCAUACUUCCUUGAAACUCCACGCUCUUUCACAUCUCAACAAAUUGGUUCAUCAGUUUUGGCCAGAGAUCUCCACUAGUGUCCCAAUCAUAGAGAGCUUAUACGAAGAUGAAGAGUUCGAUCUGCAUCAAAGACAGCUUGCUGCGUUGUUGGUCUCCAAGGUUUUCUAUUACUUGGGUGAGCUUAACGAUUCAUUAUCCUAUGCCCUUGGAGCUGGAUCCUUAUUUGAUGUGUCAGAGGAUUCUGAUUAUGUUCAUACUCUUCUAGCUAAAGCAAUAGAUGAGUAUGCUAUUCUCAGAUCCAAGGCAGCCGAGUCAAAUGAGGUGGUGGACAUUGACCCCAGAUUGGAGGCCAUUGUUGAACGAAUGCUAGACAAAUGUAUCACUGACGGAAAAUAUCAACAAGCCAUGGGCAUUGCUAUAGAAUGCCGGAGAUUGGAUAAGUUGGAGGAAGCUAUCACAAAGAGCGAAAAUAAUGAGAACACUGCAGGGGAUGUCCAGAUGACGGAAGAAACUCCAUCUCAGACAAUUGAGUUGAGCAUGAAAACAGAUCCUGUUGACGCUGUGUACGCUGAGAGGUUGACAAAGAUUAAGGCUGAUCCUGAAGACAAUCAAACAGUCCGUCGAGAUGCGGAACAGUGUAUGUCACAGUGCUACAAUAUAUGCUUAUGCUAUAAUGCAUGCUGGGACGACAGUUGA
Molecule: messenger RNA, 753 nt
Organism: Arabis nemorensis
Lineage: Eukaryota; Viridiplantae; Streptophyta; Magnoliopsida; Brassicales; Brassicaceae
Source: the annotation of a GenBank genome assembly